CGUUGUAUGGUGCCACUUAUUAUAACACAGGUGGCGUUGGUUCAACUAAUAGGAGGAGAAGAACUUAAGAGCGAAACUAGUUAUUUCCGCUAUUGUUUUUUUUUUUUUUUUUAAUCGUAGAACUGUCUUUUUCGUAAUAUGGCUGGUUUGAUAAGUCGCGUUGCUGAAUGUUCGAUCUCGGAGGCAUCGAUGGCAGAUCUUUUCUGUUGUACAAUUUGUUUUAAUCAGUUCGACGAAGCUGAAUAUUUACCAAAAUUACUCUCUUGUCAUCACACUUUCUGUCGGAAAUGUCUCUCCAUAUUUUACGAACAAAAUCAGAAUACGUUGGUAUGUCCAGUUUGUUCUGCAGAAUGCAAAAUUGGAAGGAAAGGAAUUGAUGGUUUAAGCACAAAUUAUUACCUUUACAAGUUUACAGACCUGCUGAACAAUUUGAAACUUGACCAAAGAGAUCCAUCAUCAUCAUCAGACCAAUCUAGUCCAGAAACUUGUCAAAAACAUGGUAAUACUGUAAAAUAUUUUUGGUGUGUAACAUGCAGUCAGAAGGUUUGUAUUCAUUGUUUGGGUGUUGAUCAUAAUGUGGCUAAAGGUCACGUUGUAAAAGAUUUAAUUGAAGCCAUAAAAAGUAUUCAAAAUGACGUGUUAAUUAGUAUGAGAGGUGUUAAAUUGAAAAUUUCCAGAAUUCAAGAAUUACAGUUCCAGUCAGAAAUGACAGACAAAAAUAUGGAAACUGCAGUAGCUACUUUACAUGGCAUGUAUAAAACACCUUUUAAAUGUUUUCAAGAUAUUUUUACUGAAUCGCGUAAUCCGGAAAAAAUAUUGGCUUCGGUUAAUGAGUUUUGCUUGUCUGAAAAAUUUAAAUAUAAUCCAGAAUCAUUGGUAACAAUGAAGCAUCACUUGGAAGAAGUUCUGACAUAUUAUUGUAGCAUAGAAGAAUUUCUUGAACAAAAGUUAGAAGAAAUGAAAAUACUUCAGAAAAGUAAAAUAUUUGUUUCGGUUGUCAGACCAGAAACUAAAUUUGAUUAUGGAAGAAUUUAUUGUAUAAGAUGUGGUGAACUUUGCUGUCAGCCUGUAACUAUGAAUAUAGAAACUGGCAGUUCUAAAGAGACAUGCACUAAAAAUUUCUGUAACAAUUGUAAUAUCAUUGUACUAGAAUUUCCUUAAUAUACCCAUCCAUAUGUCAUCAUACAAUCAAAUAUUGGAUUUAUAAUAUGAAUAAAUUAUUUUACUGAUAUUACAUAUAUAAUAUAAUAAAAAUAAAAUUCCAAUUAUAAAUACAUAUACUUAUUUUA
Centruroides sculpturatus (bark scorpion) is the source of this 1289-nucleotide messenger RNA. Its product is annotated as E3 ubiquitin-protein ligase TRIM32-like. The record is from RefSeq and is a predicted model, not a curated record. The transcript has 2 exons. Lineage: Eukaryota; Metazoa; Arthropoda; Arachnida; Scorpiones; Buthidae. Bases 139 to 1161 code for a protein of 340 amino acids. Gene Ontology annotation, molecular function: zinc ion binding.